AUGGCUCCCGCCGCUCCAGCUGAUGCCUCUGCUGGUAUCGUUGCAGAGUUGAUCAAGAAUGAUCACGUUCGAUGGUGGAACAAGCCCAAUCUCCGUACCCUAUACCUCCUACUUGUCCCUUUCUGUUUGUUCAUUGAAUCGACGUCUGGCUUCGAUUCGUCCAUGAUGAACGGAAUGCAAGCGCUCAAAUACUGGCAAGAUUUCUUUGGCCAUCCUAAGGGAGGAAAGCUGGGUCUGUUGGUCGCUUGCUACAAUCUCGGAGCUUUGACCAGUAUUCCCUUUAUCUCUAUUGUGUCUGAUCAUGUUGGACGACGAUGGAGUAUUGUUUUCGGAUCAGUCAUCAUGAUUAUUGGAUCGAUCAUGCAGGGCUUAUCGGUGAAUCUCGCAAUGUUCGUCUUCUCUCGCAUUUUCCUCGGUCACGGUAUCGUCUAUGCUAUCGUUGCAGGAGCUGCUCUCCUCGGUGAACUCGGACACCCCAAGGAGCGAGCUUUCCUUGGAUCUAUGUUCAAUGCAUUCUACGGUGUGGGUGCAAUCCUUGGUGCAGGCAUCGUUAUCCGCACGCUUCUGAUCCCUAACAACUGGAGUUGGCGCCUACCUAGUCUUCUCCAAGCUCUUCCAUCCGUAAUUCAGAUUGGCUUCGCUUUCACUGUCCCCGAAUCUCCACGUUGGUUGAUCUCCAAGGACCGUGGAGAGGAGGCACUUGCGAUCCUUAUCAAGUAUCACGCUGAAGGUGAUGCCUCAAACGAGCUCCCGCACGUCGAAUAUGCAGAAAUCAAGCGCGCUCUUGAGAUCGAAAAUGAAGGCCGUCGCCGUGGAUGGGCCGAGCUAUUCCAGACUCCUGGAAUGAGGCACCGAAGCAUGGUCGCCGCUUUCUUAGGUGUAUUCGUCCAGUUCUCGGGCAACAACCUUAUUUCACAAUACCUCGUCCCCAUUCUCGCAAAGAUUGGUAUCACCGACGCGCACACUGUUGUCCGAUACAACGUAGGAACGCAGGCUUGGGGUUUCCUCGUCGCUCUCACCAUGGCAAGCAUUACGCCCCGUUUCCCUCGUCGCCGCAUGUACCUCCUCUGCGCUUCUUGCUUGUUGUGUGUCUACACUGCAUGGACAAUUGCCCAAGCUAGGAACCGAAUCACGAAGUCGACCAGCAGCAGUUAUGCAGUGCUCGUUAUGAUCUUCCUUUACCAGCCCGCGUACUGCCUUGGAUACAAUGCUUUGACCUACGUUUACCUAGUCGAGCUAUUCCCCUACUACGUCCGAACAAAGGGUCUAUCGUGGUUCCAGCUCUUCGGCCGUUCCGCCGUUAUGUUUGGUAGCUUCGUGAAUCCCAUUGGAUUGGAGAAUGCCGAUUGGAAAUACCUUAUCGUUUACGUCUGCUGGCUUUGCUGCGAGAUCGUGAUUAUCUACUUCUUGUUCCCAGAGACAUACGGAAAGACCUUGGAGGAACUCACUUUCCUGUUCGAAAGCGAACAGGAGGACCGAGCGAAGUUGGAGCAAUCUGCACACAAAGCACUGGGUGCCGAAGGACCAGUGACCGAAGUGGUCGAACACCCAGAGAAGGCGGCCUAA
This is a messenger RNA of Aaosphaeria arxii CBS 175.79, 1566 nucleotides long. RefSeq names its product general substrate transporter. Lineage: Eukaryota; Fungi; Ascomycota; Dothideomycetes; Pleosporales. The record is from RefSeq and is a predicted model, not a curated record. Gene Ontology annotation, molecular function: carbohydrate:proton symporter activity. Bases 1 to 1566 code for a protein of 521 amino acids. Gene Ontology annotation, biological process: transmembrane transport; carbohydrate transport. Gene Ontology annotation, cellular component: membrane. The transcript is spliced from 5 exons.